Molecule: messenger RNA, 2314 nt
Organism: Zalophus californianus (California sea lion)
Lineage: Eukaryota; Metazoa; Chordata; Mammalia; Carnivora; Otariidae
Gene: NARS2
Product: asparaginyl-tRNA synthetase 2, mitochondrial
Exons: 14
Coding region: 352-1785 (477 amino acids)
Biological process (GO): asparaginyl-tRNA aminoacylation
Cellular component (GO): mitochondrion
Molecular function (GO): ATP binding; asparagine-tRNA ligase activity; nucleic acid binding
Source: RefSeq, a predicted model, not a curated record
GGCCCCGCGUGUUUCAGCUAGUGGGGGCGGUCUGGGCUGUGGAUUUGGAAGCUACGUGGGACCGUGAGGUGUCUCGGCCGGCUACGGCGCGUGGUUUUUUGGGCUUACGCCGCUGACUCUGUUGUCUCCGCCCAGUCACGGGAGAGGGAAGCGCGGGGGGAGGGUCUGUGGGGAUAGAGCUGGAGCCCCUGAAGGGGAAGGGAGCAGCCGGGGUUGGGGGGCGUGGAGCGCCUGCCUGCAGGGCUGCAGCCCAGAAUUGGGGAGCAAUCGAGAGGGGAGGUUCACCAUAGGCAAGGUCCGCACCCGCCGGGAUCGGGGCUGCUCCCGAGGAAGGCCUGGGGCAGCCGCGCGAUGUUUGGGGCCCGGUGCCUGGUCCGAGCCCUGCGCCCCUGUUCCUCCGCCCCCUGCCCGAGACACAAACCUUCAGCCAGACUGAGCGUGCGGGAUGCUCUCGGGGCCCAGAACACGAAAGGGGAGCGCGUUAAGGUCCAGGGAUGGAUUCGUUCAGUCCGAUCCCAGAAGGAAGUCUUGUUCCUGCAUAUAAAUGAUGGAUCGUCUUUGGAAAGCCUUCAGGUUGUAGCAGAUUCAAGCUUUGACAGUAGAGAACUGGCUUUUGGGAGUUCUGUGGAAGUUCAAGGGCAACUGGUAAAAAGUCCAUCCAAAAAGCAAGAUGUGGAACUGAAGGCAGAAAAAAUUGAAGUUGUUGGAAAUUGCGAUGCCAAGGCUUUCCCUUUUAAAUAUAAAGAAAGGCAUCCUCUGGAGUAUCUGAGACAAUAUCCUCACCUUCGGUGUAGAACUAAUGCUCUGGGUUCUAUACUGAGGGUUCGCAGUGAAGCCACAAAUGCUAUUCAUUCUUUCUUUAAGGACUGUGGCUUUGUGCAUAUUCAUACUCCAAUAAUCACAUCCAAUGACUGUGAGGGGGCUGGAGAACUGUUCCAAGUUGAACCUUCAAGCAAAAUUAAGGUGCCUGAGAAGAAUUUCUUCAGUGUUCCUGCUUUCUUAACUGUUUCGGGACAACUUCACCUAGAAGUGAUGUCAGGAGCUUUUACUCAAGUGUUUACCUUUGGUCCAACAUUCCGAGCAGAGAAUUCUCAGAGCCGGAGACACCUGGCAGAGUUUUACAUGGUAGAAGCAGAGAUUUCUUUUGUUGAGAGUCUUCAAGAUCUCAUGCAGGUUAUGGAGGGACUCUUCAAGACUGCAACAAUGACAGUUCUCUCAAACUGUCCUGAAGAUGUUGAACUCUGUCACAAGUUCAUAGCUCCUGGCCAAAAGGACAGAUUAGAACAUAUGCUAAAAAACAACUUUUUAAUCAUUUCUUAUACUGAAGCAAUAGAGAUCUUAAAGCAGGCAUCUCAGAACUUCACCUUCACCCCAGAGUGGGGUGUUGAUCUACAUACCGAACAUGAAAAGUACCUGGUGAAGCACUGUGGCAACAUACCAGUCUUUGUCAUUAAUUAUCCAUUAGCACUCAAGCCUUUCUACAUGAGAGAUAAUGAAGAUGGCCCUCAGCACACAGUUGCUGCUGUUGAUCUUCUGGUUCCUGGAGUUGGAGAGCUCUUUGGAGGAAGCCUCAGAGAGGAACGGUACCAUUUCUUGGAGCCGCGACUGGCCAGAUCAGGACUAACAGAAGCCUACCAAUGGUAUCUGGACCUCCGUCGAUUUGGAUCUGUUCCCCAUGGAGGUUUUGGGAUGGGAUUUGAACGCUAUCUGCAGUGCAUCUUGGGAAUUGACAACAUCAAAGAUGUUAUCCCUUUUCCAAGAUUUACUCAUUCAUGUAUAUUAUAGCCGGAAGCCUGGUUAAGGAAAAUCACCCCAUGCCAGAGGUACUGCACAUGAAUAUGCAUACAGGAGAAUGCAUGUUUGAAUUUUAGAAAUGGAGAAGUUUUCGGUAUGUGAUUGUCAUGCCAUAAGGUAGAGCAUAUGAAAAAUAGAAGUGAUCAUAAUUUUCUUAGAAAGUUGACAGCAUUUCAUGGAAAGAUGAACUCCCUCAAAAAGAGGUACUUGUGGCAGGUAGAAUCUCAAAUCUGUUAUGUCAAUUAAGAAGAAAUGAAAAGACUGAACUGUGGUCUCAGAGUCCUUUCAAACUCUCAAGACAGGAUGAGAGAGUGUAUUUUCAUUUGUCUUUAAUCAUUAGAUCACUGUCCUGUGUGGCCUUUGAAAACCACUAGUAGCUAAAAAGAAAAUGUUGGGUCUUUUUUCACAUGCCAUUUAACCUAUGUAAAUGCCUAUCUUAUUUUCAUCACUUUAGUAGACAUCACAGAAGAAAAUAUUCCUUUCAGGGUCCUAAUUGAGUUAAUAAAGUUACUAUUCUGAA